ACGGCGAAAUUAUUUUUAUUUGUUUUUUCAGUUUGAUUACAACAUAAAUAAUCGAUCAUGUCUAAAUCCUUGUAGUAUGAAAUUUACUUAUUUGAGGUCGGAACCUGACAAUAUUUUGAUUUCAUCUUCUGAAACCUUUCAUGUUCCCUUCUCCAAUCGUCCGAUCCUAUGUGCUCAAACACAUCCGAUCAACCAGUCCCUUCUUUAUUCUCCGGUUGUUUCGUUUCCAUUGUCCUGCCGAUGACACUGAGACGCAGACCAUUCCACAAUCCCAAUCACCGGAGCCGUCCCAGUCUCUCGUCAAAGCAAUCUGCGCCCAGGUGUGUGAUUCCUAUCACCGACAUGCCCACAUGAGAUUAUCGCCUCCAAUGCCUGACAUCAAUGUCAAUCCGUAUUCUUUGACCCACGAACAAGCAAUCACCGUUGUAGCUUCACUGGCGAGUGAAGCGGGUUCCAUGGUUGCGUUGAGUUUCUUUUAUUGGGUACUUGGAGUUUCAAAGUUUAGACAUUUCAUGAGGUUGUAUUUGGUUACUGCUACUUCUUUGAUCGGUAAUGGGAAUUUUGAAAAGGCUCAUGAAGUUAUGCAGUGUAUGGUAAGGAGUUUUGCGGAGGUUGGGAGGUUGAAGGAUGCCGUUAGUAUGGUAAUUGAGAUGCAGAACCAUGGAUUGACACCGAGUACAUUGACUUUGAAUUGUGUUCUGGGUUUGGCUGGGGAAAUGGGUUUGCUUGAUUACGCGGAGAAGGUGUUUGAUGAAAUGUCCGAGAGAGGUGUUUGUGCGGAUUGUAGCAGUUAUAAGUUGAUGGUUGUUGGGUAUUGUAGAGCGGGGAUGAUUUUGGAGGCAGAUAGGUGGUUAGGAGAAAUGGUUGAGAGAGGAUUUGUUGUUGAUAGUGCUACAUGCACGCUAGUUGUCGGUGCAUUUUCUAAGAAGGGUUUUGUUAGUAGAGCGUUUUGGUAUUUUGAUAAGAUGGUUAAGAUGGGCUUAAGACCAAAUAUGAUCAAUUUUACAUGCUUGAUUAAUGGGUUAUGUAAGAGGGGCAGCAUUAAGCAAGCAUUUGAAAUGUUGGAAGAAAUGGUUAGGGAAGGGUGGAAGCCUAAUGUGUAUACACAUACGGCUUUGAUUGAUGGGCUUUGCAAGAAGGGAUGGACUGAGAAGGCUUUUAGGUUGUUUCUGAAGCUUGUUAGAAGUGAACAGUACAAGCCUAAUGUACAUACAUAUACUUCUAUGAUCAAUGGAUAUUGCAAAGAGGAGAAAUUGAACCGGGCAGAGAUGUUAUUGACCAGAAUGAAAGAGCAGGGACUAGUUGCCAACUGCAAUACGUAUACUACUCUUAUUGAUGGUCAUUGUAAAUUAGGAAAUUUUGACAGGGCAUAUGAAUUAAUGGAUUUAAUGGGUGAAGAGGGUUUCGUUCCCAAUAUAUGCACAUACAAUGCAAUUGUGAAUGGCCUUCGUGAGAAGGGAAGGAUUCAAGAAGCCUAUAAACUGCUAAGGGAAGCCUUUAAACGUGGACUCCAACCUGAUAGAGUUACCUACACCAUUCUCAUAUCUGAGCACUGCAAACAUGCUAAUAUUAAAGGAGCCAUGGCAUUUUUGGGAAAGAUGGUUAAAGUUGGCAUUGAGCCUGAUAUGCGUUCAUAUAACACAUUGAUUGCUACAUUCUCUAGGCAAAACAGAAUGAAAGAGAGUCAGAAACUAUUUGAGGAAGCAUUGAAACUGGGCCUGGUUCCAACGAAGGAAACAUACACAUCCAUGAUUGGUGGGUACUGCAGAGAUGGACAUGUAAAGACAGCACUGAAGCUUUUCCACAGGAUGGAUGUCCAUGGUUGUGCACCGGAUAGCUUCACAUAUGGAGCUCUGAUAAGCGGACUUUGCAAAGAAUCCAAGUUGGAUGAGGCAUGCCAAUUGUACGAGACCAUGAUGGAUAAAGGGCUCUCCCCUUCUGAAGUAACUCGGCUAACACUAGCUUAUGAGUAUUGCAAGAAAGACGAUUCUGCAACAGCCAUGAUUCUCUUGGAAAGACUGGAGAAAAGGCUUUGGCUCCGGACAGUAAAUACCUUGGUGAGGAAGCUUUGCUGUGAGAAGAAAGUAGGCAUGGCAGCAUUGUUCCUUCAUAAGUUAUUGGAUAAGGAUAAUAACAUUCAUCACGUAACUCUGACAGCAUUCAUGACUGCGUGUUAUGAGAGCAACCAUUACGCCCUCAUUUCCAACUUGAAUGAAAGAAUCUCUUGAAGACUUGGUCAGCAACAGCUGCAAUAUGGGUGGGGAAAGUAGUCGAAUUUUUUUAUUCUUUUUGUUCUACAAUUUAUUUUGUAUGACAUUUGUACCCUUCAUUUUUUUUUAUUUUUUUAUUUUUUUUGUAACCUUAACCUAACAUUUCAGAAACAACAAUAAAAAUUUACUUAAAUC
Rubroshorea leprosula is the source of this 2405-nucleotide messenger RNA. The record is from the annotation of a GenBank genome assembly. NCBI's taxonomy places the organism in Eukaryota, Viridiplantae, Streptophyta, Magnoliopsida, Malvales, Dipterocarpaceae.